Molecule: messenger RNA, 2638 nt
Organism: Scatophagus argus
Lineage: Eukaryota; Metazoa; Chordata; Actinopteri; Scatophagidae
Gene: mettl9
Product: methyltransferase like 9
Exons: 5
Coding region: 326-1318 (330 amino acids)
Molecular function (GO): protein-L-histidine N-pros-methyltransferase activity
Source: RefSeq, a predicted model, not a curated record
AGGAAGUGCAAACUUUGCGGAUCUGACGUCUUGUUGUCAUAAUGGGCAGAGACCACAUAGGUGCAGGACUGUGAAGGCAUUUGUACAAUGGAUUCACGAGAUUAAGAUGGCGAGUAAAUAGCAGCUGGCUUUCUUUAAUCCACCGCACCCCUCAGGUUUGUUUGUUUGUUGUUUUGGAACCGGAGACAUGAGCUGGCGUGUUGGUUUACAAUUGGCUAUCAUUACCUUCUUUAUGAUCAUCUAAUAUUAACUACGUCUCAUUGGCACCCACUGGCCAGUCUGUUCGCUUCUUCAAGACUUGAGCUACUCAGAGUUGUUUUGCAUUAUGUGUCAUCUACAGCUGAGGACAUUGAUUUUUGUAGCCUGGGUGCUGGGCUACAUCGCCUUUCUGCUUUCCAUCAGGAGGAUGUGGAGCGGGAAGUACGUCCGUAGUCCACUCGUUCGUUCGCUGUUUGCGAACAUGCUGAGCGAGAGCGAAUCGGCAGCGAUGGAGACACAGGAGUGGUACCGGUGCUCUCCUGAUCUGCUCGGAGAAUCGGUGCAGCCCCUGUUUGUCCAGAGCCACCUGGACUCAGGCACCAAGGCUUUUCUGAAACGUAGCGUGGAGAAGUCUGGUUGGCUGUUCACCCAGCUCUACCACUCUCUUGCAUCAACAAUCCUCAGCCCUCUGGUUUCCCGCACUUCUAUCAAUGGGUUUCUGGGUCGUGGCUCCAUGUUUGUGUUUUCUGCGGAGCAGUUCCAGCGGCUGCUCCGGAUCAGCCCAGAGUGGAAGGCAGAGAGGCUCCUGGACCUGGGAGCUGGGGAUGGAGGCGUCACAGAGGUGAUGGGAGGCCAUUUCACAGAGGUCUAUGCAACUGAAGUGUCAUUACCCAUGAAGUGGCAUCUUCAGAGGAGGAAUUACAAAGUUCUGGGCAUAGAUGAGUGGCAGCAGACUGGUUUCCAGUAUGAUGUUGUCAGCUGUCUGAACCUGCUGGACCGCUGCGAUGAUCCUCUGCUUCUCCUGCGGGACAUCAGGCGAUCACUAGUUCCCAACACGGGGAGACUCAUCCUGGCUGCAGUGCUUCCUUUCCAGCCUUAUGUGGAAGUUGGAGGAAGAUGGCAGCGCCCUAAAGAACGCCUAAAAGUAAAGGGGAAAACAUGGGAAGAGCAAGUAACCGAACUGACGAAUGAGGUUUUCCGAACGGUGGGGUUCGAGGUGGAGGUUGUGACACGGUUGCCAUAUCUAUGUGAAGGGGACAUGUAUAAUGAUUACUAUGUUCUUGACGAUGCAGUUUUUGUUCUCAAGGCCUCAGAGGAUGGUUCAGAGUCUGCUCAUUGAAUACCAAAUAUACUGUGUGACUGUCAAAACUGUUGGGCUAACUUCAUCCAGUUAGUUCACUCCUGGAUGGAUUUCAGUGCAAUUCUUAUAAGUUUCAUUCAUAAAACACACUAUUUCCAUCUUGGUUAGAAAUGGUGAGUCAGGUGUGAAGCUCAGGUACUGUAGUUCCAGCAUUUACCAGCCAUCUUGUGUGACGGUGAUACCUCUAAUUUUGAAAUGGAAAAGAUAACUGAAGGGCAGUGCCCAUAUUAAAAUGCCACUGCAGAUCAAAUCUAAGACAUAUCGCCAUGGUGUAGGUGUUUGUCCUUUAAAGUCUGUUAUACAUGCGAAAUGUUUACUGUUCGUGUUCCACGAUUCUGUAAUAUCAGUAGUUAUAAUCAUGGUUGAAUCUUUGUUGAAUUUGUGUUUUGAUUUUUCUUUUCUGUGCCUAAUGCAAAAGACCAGUGUGUGUUAACAUGCUUGAUUUAAUAAUUGGGCAUCUUGUAUUUUAAUCCUACUUUUUUAAAAACUUUUUAUGGGUGAUAACAAAAGUGAUACAAGUUCUUCUUGAAGCAAGUCUGUGUAACUUAGGUGAAACAGCAGCUGCAGUGGCCAUAAGUGACUAUUAUUGAACUAUGUUUAAAGCUGCCUUUAUUGAUUUUUUUUUCCUCCACUAGGGGGUGGCACAGCAAGCUGAAAACAAAACACUGACAUAUAGUUGCAAUAAAGUUGUUAUAGCACACUUGUUACAAAUUUAUACAUAUUUACACACACAGAAACAGGAGCAGCAUUAGAAUAUAUUUGGAAUUGUGUUUCUGGCCACCAGCUCCUGAGAAAAAUAGCUCUCCUUAGUUGCUAAUAUUCUGCACUGCAUUCAUUAGCUAGUUGCUAAUAUUACUCUCAGUGACUAUUAAAUGUAGUUGUUUUACCCAUUGUUAUAUGAAAAAUGCUGAUUAGGGCAACAUUAAUGCUAAAACAAUGCAAUCAAAUGCAAAAAGCCAUAAAUCUGCCGGAAGUGAUCCAGUAAUGUCAGUUAUACAGCAGUGUCUACCAUAUGUUUGCUAACAUUAGCUACCACAUGAUACAGAUCAUAUCAGAGUACAUUUGAAAUAGCACCCUCCCCACAGCAAGUGUGUGUUUUAUUGCUUUUGAAUUCAACGUUUUACUUGUCAGAGAAAGACUGUGUUAGUUGUACUUUCAAAGUUACAUGGUCUUGUUUUACAUCAGUGUUGUGCAAGGAUGUUAUUGUACUCAAGACUAUCUGUGUGCCACAAUUAAUGCAAUAUUUGUACUGAAAGAGUAUAAUCUGGAUUCCAGAAUAAAAAUUACAUUUUUUUUCAA